Messenger RNA from Lottia gigantea (owl limpet), 5900 nucleotides. RefSeq lists its product as hypothetical. Gene Ontology annotation, biological process: N-terminal peptidyl-methionine acetylation. Gene Ontology annotation, cellular component: NatA complex; cytoplasm. The transcript has 22 exons. NCBI's taxonomy places the organism in Eukaryota, Metazoa, Mollusca, Gastropoda, Lottiidae. The record is from RefSeq and is a predicted model, not a curated record. Gene Ontology annotation, molecular function: protein-N-terminal amino-acid acetyltransferase activity; protein binding. The coding region runs from base 243 to 2810 and encodes 855 amino acids.
UUUUUAGCCACUUGGAAUUUAUUUCAUACUCUUAAAAUUUUGUUUAAAAAGUCCCAAUUUAAUUCCUAGUUACAAAAUUGUAUUGGUACUUUUUAUUAUCAUUAUUAUUAUUAUUUUGUUUGGAGUGCGUGACUUCACGGAAGUUGAAGGUCCGCCAUAUCGGAAUUUGCACCACGAGGUGCUAGUUUUUUCAUUCGUUUUCCACAAUUGUUUAGACGUCAAUUCUUUUUAUAGCUACAGAUAUGCCUUCAAUCAAUCCCCUACCCCCUAAGGAAAAUGCCCUCUUUAAGAGAAUUUUGAAAUGUUACGAACAGAAGCAAUACAAAAGUGGACUCAAGUUUGCCAAACAAAUUUUGACAAAUGUCAAGUUUGCAGAACAUGGAGAAACUUUGGCUAUGAAAGGGUUGACGUUAAAUUGUCUAGGAAGGAAAGAAGAAGCCUAUGAUUAUGUUAGAAGAGGAUUACGUAAUGAUCUCAAGAGUCAUGUCUGUUGGCAUGUGUAUGGAUUAUUACAACGAUCUGAUCGUAAAUAUGAAGAAGCUAUCAAAUGUUAUAGACAUGCUCUCAAAUGGGACAAGGACAAUUUACAAAUUUUACGAGAUUUAUCUUUGUUACAAAUACAAAUGAGAGAUUUAGAAGGGUAUAAGGAUACAAGGUAUCAGUUAUUAGUAUUACGUCCUGGUCAACGUGUUUCAUGGAUUGGUUUUGCUAUGGCAUAUCAUUUAUUAAAGGAUUAUACUAUGGCUAUUAGAGUUUUAGAUGAAUUUAGAAAAACACAAUCAGUUAAGCAAUAUGAUUAUGAACAUAGUGAAUUAUUAUUAUAUGAAAACCUAGUUAUGAGAGAAGCAGGCUUGUAUCAAGAAGCUUUAGAUUUUUUAAAUGAAUAUAAUGAAUAUUUAUUAGAUAGAUUAUCAGUCAAUGAAAUUAAAGUUGAAUUACUAUUGAAAUUAAAUAGACAAGAAGAAGCUAAGAAAAUAGCUAAUAACCUUAUUGAUAGAAAUCCUGAAAACUGGGCAUAUUAUAGACAAUUUGAGGAUGCUGCACAAAUAUCCUGUUCAGAAGAAAGGUGUAAGUUAUACUGUGAAAAGGAAAGUAAAUUUCCCAGAGCUACUACACCAAAAUGGCUGCCGUUAACUUUCACUACAGGUGAAAAGUUUCGAAGUGUAGCUGAUGUAUUUUUAAAGACCUCUAUAAGAAAAGGUGUACCUCCAUUAUUUGUAAUCAUGAGACCUCUUUAUAAUCAAGCAGAAAAGGUGAAAAUUAUAGAGGAAUUGAUAUUAGGUUAUGUUAAAAAUUUAAAAGAUUCUGAUUAUUUUGAAGCAAACUGUGAUACUAGUGAAGAAAAAGAACCAGCUACUGCCUUAUUAUGGACAUAUUAUUAUCUAGCUCAACAUUAUGAUUAUAUAGGCCAAACUAGAUUAGCUUUACAACAUAUAGAUUUAGCUAUAGAACAUACACCAUUACUUAUUGAGUUAUAUGUAUUAAAGGCUAAAAUAUUUAAGCAUGCUGGUGAUAUAGAAGAAUCAGUAAGAUUAAUGGAUGAAGCCCAGUCAUUAGAUACAGCUGAUAGAUAUAUUAAUUCUAAAUGUGCUAAAUAUAUGUUAAAAGCUAAUCUAAUACAAGAAGCAGCUGAUAUGUCUUCCAAAUUUACCAGAGAGGGUGUUUCUGCUAUGGAAAAUCUCAAUGAAAUGCAGUGUAUGUGGUUUCAAACAGAAUGUGCCUCAUCAUAUCAAAGAUUAGGAAAAUGGGGUGAAGCUUUGAAAAAAUGUCAUGAGAUAGACAGGCAUUUUUCUGAGAUCAUUGAAGAUCAGUUUGAUUUUCAUACAUAUUGUAUGAGAAAAAUGACAUUACGAGCUUAUGUUGAGUUAUUACAGUUAGAAGAUAAAUUACGAAUGCAUCCAUUUUAUGUCAAAGCUGCUCACAUAGCCAUUGAGAUCUACUUACAUUUACACGACCAUCCUUGGACACCAGAAAGUGAACAAAACAAUGACUUAGAUUCAGAAAAUUUAUCUGCUGCUGAGUUAAGAAAAUUAAAAAGAAAACAGAAGAAAAAAGAAAGAAAAGCUGAAGAAGAAAGAGAAAAACAGUUAGCGGAACAGAAGAGGAAAGAUCAACAAAGUAAGAAAUCUCAGGAUAAUGAUCUUGAUGGUCCAAAAGAAGAAGAACUCAUUCCAGAAGAACUAGCUAAAACUGAUAAUCCACUGGAAUGUGCUAUCAAAUUUUUAAAACCACUUCAACUGCUGAAUCCAAAUUUAAUAGGUACACAUGUUGUAGCUUAUGAAAUCUAUUCUAGAAAAGGAAAGUUAUUAUUGAUGUUACAGUCUGUUAAAAGAGGUUAUCAACUCAACAAAGAUGAUCCUCAUUUUCAUGUUUGUUUUAUCAAAUUCUUACUACAUGUUAAAGGUGUAAAAGAUUUAGAUGGUGGUGUUAAAACUGUGAUAGAACAAGAAGUUAAUAAAUUAACAGAGAAUAAACCAAUUAAUAAAAUUAAUCAAGAAUUCCUUGACAGAAAUAGUUCAUCUCUACCACACUAUUUUGCUGGUGGUCAAAUGAUGUAUUUAAUUGAUCCCUCCACUAAAGAAUUAGCAGUCAAAUUAGCCACUUCAGUAUCUAGUAAUAUCAAGGGUGUCACCAGAACGACGUCUAUUGAUAUCUUAGAUUCUCUAUGUAAAGGUGAUUUCGGACCGUGUGAGAAAGAAGCUACAGACUUUCAGGCACAAUGCCACAAUCUUUUCCCAUAUGCAACAGCGUUUAUUAUCCCUGCCAACAAUAAUACUUCAGAACCCUUAUCUAAUGGCUCAGCCUCUUAAUUUGACUAUUUCUUCGUAAUGUUUGGAGUGAUGUUAUUUAAAGUGCCAGAUAAACUGUGUUUUUGUGUAGUGGAGAGUUAUAUGAUCAAUUGACUUGAAACAUCUGAAGACCUUUUGACCUUAUUCUCUUGAGUUAACACCAAUGAAUGAAAGAAACACUAAGGGGUGGCUCGAUUGGUGAGUUCUGCAUGUUCAGGAUUAAUGGUAUCAACAGAACGUUCAUUCAAUAAAAUUAUUUGUUUAGAACAUGUUCCACGUGUGCAGAAAAAAAUAGGUGUAGACAGAAUUCAAAAUGGCGGAAAAGGAAAUAGAUUUCAACACUUUUAUACCGUCAAUUGGUGGCAGAAUUGGAACCUAUAAGAACUCUCCAAUCGAGCGCCAUGUAAAAAGAUGGAAGCAUUGAAUUGUGAACCGUUAAUCGUAGCUAAAUGGUAACUGAUCUCAUCCAGGGUUCAUGUUUGCGUGCGAUCUAUUGGGAUUGUCAUCUUUACACCAACAACUUCGCAUAAAGUGAAAUUCAAGUCGCCAUGUUAACAAAUAAUACAACUCUUAACAACAACAACAAAGAGAUCGAAGCUGAUUGGUUAAAGAUGCAAGAGUUUUUGAAGUAUGUGAUGGAUGUUGAAGACUUUGUAAUGAAAUGAAAUCAGUGUUUAUUUGGAAAAUUAGUUUCAUUGUCUCCUCAAACCGUUAUUGUGUUUAUGGUUGGUUUGUUCAGAAUGGUGUUUUGUAAUAGAGGGUAAUUAUCUUCAAGAAAUCCUAAAAUUAGACAAACACGAGCACAGAUAUGUGAAUUAUUUAGUCAAAUUCAACCUCAACUUUUAAAAAAAAAUGAAUUCAAAAAGGGUCAUCUCCAGCAUAAUUAAGGAGAAAUAUGUGUUACCAAAAAUGAUGCAAUGCGUAUAUAGAUAUUGUACAAUAUUCAAAGAUUAUUUUUAUUAUCAAGAACAGUAAAGAUCUGUCCAAACUUCUGAUAUUUUCCUUUUAGUGAUGAUCAAUCUUGUAUGGGAUUGAUAUUUGAUGUGUCAGAAAAAGUUCUCAAUGGUUACAAGCAUAAAUGCGUAAACAAGUGUCAAUCCUGGAUCACUCAAUGAUUUUAGUCAAAUUCAUGAAAAUAGUGGCAUUAACCUCCCUUUUUCCUGCAAAUUGAUCCGCAUUGUAUGUUACACCAAACAUUGUGCAAUGAGGGAAUUUUCCUUGAACAGCAGCAUUAACCUACUCCAUCAAGACCGUGUCAAAAUCCAGACAAUAAAUAAUUUUUUGUGAAUGGUGCUUGAACAUCAUUGAAGGUGAUCACAUAUAAGAUUGGUCUGAUACUGAAGGUCAAAGGUCAGAGGUCACAGAGGACAGGUCUAAAAUGACUUAAAUAUCAUAAAUAUGUGUGAAUAGAUUGCUCUCUAGUUCAAUUUAUAUUAUAAACUCAUUUAUACAUCUAUAUAUAUUUACUUGAUCAUUUUCACAUGUUAAAUAUUGUGAUUCUAAUCAUCUGUCACAGGGGUAGCUUGAUUGGUGUGUUCUGCACGUUCUAGAUUCACAGAAUUAACCUGACGUUCAGAACGUGUUCCACAUGUGACGAUAAAAUAGUAGGUGCAGACAGAAUUCAAAAUGAUAGAGAAAGAAAGAGAUGGGAAAAUUUUGAAAGUGACAUAUCCACUUCCGUACCGGCAAUUGAGACAAAUUGAGGAACCUGUUCAGAACUCAUCAAUCAAGCACUACCUAGAUUUUCUGGUCUUUAUAGGGUCUCACUUAUCAGAUAUACUACAACUUUCACUGAAUCCAAUGUAUCAUAACUUGCAAUUUGCAUAUAAAUGAUUUCAAUGAAUCUGAUUUGUAUAAUAUUAAAAUAUUAACCAAUCACAUCUCCACAUAUUGAAAAGUCACAACUUGCAUUUUUCAUAUAAAUAAUUUGAGUGAAUGUGAUUGGUAUAAAACUGCAGUGUCAUACAGAGAUAAAGUAGUUUGAAUAUAGUCAGUGGUAUUUUUAGAUGUAGAUGUAGCAUUCUUAAAAGAAAAGAAAGUAGACCCAAUUCCUAAUUAUGGUAAUUGGCUUAUGAUGAAAUAAGUUUCUCCUGCAGAUUCUAGAAGUAGUUUUCAAAAUUGUUCAAUACCCUUUCUUGUCACAAGUCUUUAUUCGAAUCUGUAAGCCUCAAAAGAAAGAAGGAAUGCAGUUACAGAUUUACAUCGAAUUAAUAAUGCCAAAUUCUGCAUAAAAUUUCAGUUUCAACAUCUGGCUUGAUAGACAGAUAUCAAAAGUAAGAGUUUAAUACUUGUGAUAGAGCUUUAACUCAAAAUAAGAAUAUUAUUCAUAAAGUGGUCAUAAUAACACCUAUUAUACAAACUGGCAAAAUGAAAAAAAAAAAGAAAAUUUAGUGACUGCACACUAGUAUUUUUCCUCCCUUCAAAUCUCACAAUAGUUAAAAUUAAAGAAAGUAUAUGGCUUUAAAAUUUCAAAAUCGUAAAAAAGUAGAGAAAGUAUAUAGUCUUUGACAAACGUAAAAAGUAAAAGCAUUAAAUUUGACAACUGUGAAAAAUAAAGAAAGUAUAAGUUCAUUAGAUUUGACAGUGGUAAAAAAUGAAGAAAGUUUAUGGUCAUUAAAUUUGACAACCGUGAAAAAAAGUAGUGAAAAUAUAUGGUCUUAAAUUUGACAACAGUAAAAAUUAAAGAAAGUAUAUGGUCUUAAGAUUUGACAACUGUAAAAAAUGAAAGUAUAUGGUCUUUAAAUUUGACAACUGUGAAAAAUAAAGAAAGUAUAUGGUCUUUAGAUUUGACAACUGUAAAAAAUAAAGAAAGUAUAUGGUCUUUGAAUUUGACAACCGUAAAAAGUAAAAGUAUAUGGUCUUUAUAUUUGACAACCGUAAAAAGUAAAAGUAUAUGGUCUUUAAAUUUGACAACCGUAAAAAGUAGAAAAAGUAUAUUGUCUUUAAAUUUGACAACCGUAAAAAGUAGAAAAAGUAUAUGGCUAGUUGAAUAUGAUAAAAAGUAUCAAAAUCAUCUGAUAUAAAGUGAGUGAAUUGUUUAUAUUUUUUUAGUGCUGUUUGUAUUAUAUUCAGGAUUGUUGUUAAAUUAUGUGUUUUUUCUCUCCCCCUCCC